UUUUUUUUUGCCGUGAGUAAUUGGAUGUGUGGCGUGAGUGCGUGUGAAAACAUGCGAAAGUUUGAAAACAAGUGUGAGAGUUGGCAGCUCUGAAUCAUUGAGGUGCGGCAAAGGUUCAUCCUUCACCGAAGGACACGAUGUUGUCGUUACCUACGUCAUCAAAGGAUCAUUCUCUAUUUAAGAGAGCUGGGUUCCAAGAAACACACACAACUUCAGCUUCAUCCUGUGGAACACAGUCCAGGUCGUCAGACUCAGAGAUCUACACAACACAACACAAUCGAUUGGAUAACUUCCGCCGGAGAGCUGGGUUCCAAGAAACACACACAACUUCAGCUUCAUCCUGUGGAACACAGUCCAGGUCGUCAGACUCAGAGAUCUACACAACACAACACAAUCGAUUGGAUAACUUCCGCCGGGUUUGUCUUCCCCCCCCCCCCCGACAUGUCUUCACGCCUGCUUCUCUCCGUCCUGCUGCUGCUGCUCUGUGGCCGGGCAGCACAGGCAGCUCUGAGCCAAUCAGAGGACGAGGACGCCUGGUCCCCUGCACGGAUGGUGGCGGACCCCCCCGACCGGGUCAUCGUGGUGAAGGAGGGCUCGGACGCCCUGAUCGAGUGCAACGUGACCCGAGGCCACACGUUGAAGUGGUUCAGCCCUCAAGGAGCCGAGCUGGGGGGGGAAGCAGGUGAGAAGUGGCAGAUCGAGGAGAACGGCUCCCUGAACAUCAGUUUGGUCUCCAUUGAAGACGAAGGCCGAUUCACCUGUGUAACCACCAGUGACGGUGGAGCCACCAAGAACUACACGGUCACGCUGCGUGUGGCCUACAGGGUCAUCGUGGUGCAGGAGGGCUCCGACGCGCUGAUCGAGUGCAACGUGAACCAAGGUCAUACUGUGAAGUGGUUCAGCCCUCAAGGAGCCGAGCUGGGGGAGGAAGCAGGUGAGAAGUGGCAGAUCGAGGAGAACGGCUCCCUGAACAUCAGCGCGCUCUCCUUCGACCACCGAGGCCGAUACACCUGUGUAACCACCAGUGACGGUGGAGCCACCAGAAACUACACGGUGUUGCUGUGUGUGGCCUACAGCUCCAUCAUCUACUACUGGGUUCCAUGGUGUUUACAGCUUUUAAUGGUUUUUAUUUUUCUGUUUCUUUCCAAUAAGCACUGUUAUAUUUUCUUCAUCUGUAUAUUUAUAUUUUAUUUGUUAUUUUAAAUUUUUGACAUUCUAUUUUAUAUAAUUGUUUUGCUUGUAAUACUCUGAGCCUUGCUAGAAGAGCGUGUGACCCAAGCAUUUCAUAACCAGCGAGUGCUUAAUGUUAUUGUUGCAUUUGAUAAUAAACUCUUGAAACUAUAGGUUUUUUGGGUGAAUGUAAAUGUUCUACAAAGUUAAAAAGCUCAAAGUCUGAGUUUCCUAAAAAGUUUGUGACAUAUACUUUUAAUGUUAACCUCUUCAAGAAAUAACACAAAUUAAAAUGAUGAACCUAAUAUGA
Molecule: messenger RNA, 1480 nt
Organism: Pleuronectes platessa (European plaice)
Lineage: Eukaryota; Metazoa; Chordata; Actinopteri; Pleuronectiformes; Pleuronectidae
Product: immunoglobulin superfamily member 10
Exons: 5
Coding region: 442-1203 (253 amino acids)
Biological process (GO): T cell activation; positive regulation of ERK1 and ERK2 cascade; interleukin-15-mediated signaling pathway
Cellular component (GO): membrane raft; external side of plasma membrane
Molecular function (GO): MHC class II protein binding; protein tyrosine kinase binding
Source: RefSeq, a predicted model, not a curated record